Rhineura floridana is the source of this 9592-nucleotide messenger RNA. It is a transcript of the gene MTMR8, whose product is annotated as myotubularin related protein 8. The transcript has 14 exons. The record is from RefSeq and is a predicted model, not a curated record. NCBI's taxonomy places the organism in Eukaryota, Metazoa, Chordata, Lepidosauria, Squamata, Rhineuridae. Gene Ontology annotation, biological process: dephosphorylation; negative regulation of autophagy. Gene Ontology annotation, molecular function: phosphatidylinositol-3,5-bisphosphate phosphatase activity. Gene Ontology annotation, cellular component: nuclear envelope. Bases 95 to 2017 code for a protein of 640 amino acids.
CCAGGGGAGGGGAUUGAAGGCAGAGGAAGAGGCUGGGGUUGGUUUCGUCUAGGGAGGCGGUGAGCGGGUGCCCGUCUCUGCCUCAGCCUCAGCCAUGGAGCACAUUACGACGCCAAAGGUAGAAAAUGUCAAGUUACUAGAUCGUUACACCAACAGGAAGCCAGCAAAUGGAACGUUGUACUUGACAGCAACUCAUCUGAUCUAUGUAGAUGCUUCAGCCGAAGUUCGAAAGGAGACAUGGAUUCUCCACCACCACAUUGCUACUGUGGAGAAGCUGCCUCUGACCGCAUCAGGCUGCCCACUGCUUAUUCACUGCAAGAACUUCCGUGUCGCUCACUUUGUUAUUGGGCAUGAGCGGGACUGUCAUGAAAUCUACACUUCCCUGCUGAAACUCUCGCAGCCAGUGAAACCAGAAGAACUUUAUGCAUUCUCUUACAACCCCAAAAUGCCCAAAGACAACCGGGAGAUGGGCUGGAAGCUGAUAGAUGUCAAAGUAGACUACCAAAGGAUGGGGUUUCCCAAUAACUAUUGGGAAAUAACUGAUGCUAACAAAGACUAUGAGGUUUGCAGCACAUACUCUCCGGAUCUAGUGGUUCCUAAAGCAGCUACUAGGGCGAUGGUGCUGGGGAGUGCGAGGUUUCGAAGCCGAGGUCGGAUACCAGUGCUUUCCUACUUCUACAAAGAGAAUAAUGCUGCCAUAUGCCGUUGUAGUCAGCCCUUGUCUGGGUUCAGCGCCCGCUGCCUGGAGGAUGAACAGCUGUUGCAGGCACUGAGGGAAGCAAACCCAGGAAGUCCGUUCAUGUAUGUUGUAGACACAAGGCCAAAGUUGAACGCCAUGGCCAACCGAGCUGCUGGUAAAGGUUAUGAGAACGUUGAUAACUAUGACAACAUCCGUUUUAAAUUCAUUGGUAUCGAAAACAUACAUGUAAUGAGGAGCAGCCUGCAGAAGCUCUUGGAAGUGUGUGAAACUAAAUCUCCUUCAAUGAGCGACUUCCUUACUGGCUUAGAGAACUCUGGCUGGUUACGGCACAUUAAAGCUGUAAUGGAUGCUGGCAUCUUCCUUGCAAAGGCAGUGAAAGAUGAAGGCGCCAGUGUCUUAGUGCACUGUUCUGAUGGCUGGGAUCGCACUGCUCAGGUCUGCUCAGUGGCCAGCCUCCUCUUGGAUCCCUUUUAUCGGACAUUUAAGGGAUUCAUGGUCCUGAUAGAAAAGGAGUGGGUUGCGAUGGGCCACAAGUUCUCACACAGGUGUGGCCAUCUAGAAGGUGACCCCAAGGAAGUGUCCCCUGUUUUCACUCAGUUCGUCGAAUGCACCUGGCAGCUUAUGCAGCAGUUUCCCUGCGCAUUUGAUUUUAACGAGCGGUUUCUUCUUGAGAUUCACGAUCAUGUCUAUUCCUGCCAGUUUGGCAAUUUCCUGGGGACGUGUCACAAGGACCGGGAAGAUAUGAAAAUCUUUGAGAAGACUCAUUCCCUGUGGCUUUUCCUCCUCCAGAAGAAGCAAGAGUUCAGAAAUCCACUUUAUAAGGGAUUCACAGCUUAUAAGGAACUCUGGCCCAACACUCUGCCAUUUUGUUUCCAGUUCUGGUGUGGCAUGUAUAACCGGUUUGAUAAAGGGAUGCACCCAAAGCAGUCUGUGUUGGAUCAUCUCCUUGGCUGCAUCAGCCAGAGAGUGGAGUUGGAGGAUAUUGCCACUGAGUUGGAAAAUAAGCUGCCCCUCUUAGAUGGACCCCUGCCAGAUGGGAUUUCCAUCUUAUCCAAAAUUGUUACCACUUCAGCUGUCUGUUCAAAGUCCCCGAUGCUCAACACUCCCCAGGACUAUGAGGGUGAGCCCCCUGCCCUGCUGGCUAAUGGCACCAUAGCAGCAGAAGACAGUAAUGAUGGGACGGAUCAGCAGCUGAAGAGCAAAGAAGUCCUUGUUAAUCCCCUUGACAUCCGAAAUGGUGGCAGCAGCAGCAGCACCUCCACCACUCCUGGGACCAUGCAGCCCAGCGCUGAAGCAGGACAUCGCCAUAACCAUUGAACUGCUGUGAGCCAUAGAAAACUGGCAAUAAAGCAUGCAAGAGCUGUGGCCCGGUGCUGGGAGAGUCACUUCACCCGCGUAUGGCUAUGUCUUGUGUUCUGUAUUUUGAAAGCAAGGGAGGAGGCUGCUGUUGAGUGGCUUGCAGCAGCAGCUGCCUGGAAGUGGGGCAUGGGGCUGGCUGGCUUUUGGGUGGCUGCAAAGGGUUUCUAGACAUGCCUUCCAAAACUGCCACAGAAGUUCCUUUUUGGGGGACGCAAGUACAAAAUCCGAUACCGGCUUCUGAGGCAGGUAGCUCUUCUUAAGCAGGGGAGAGUUUUUAAAAGCCACAAAGGAUCAGAUACAUGAAAUCUAAAGCAUGGCUUUUCUUGGCCGGGUUCUGCCACCUUGCAUGGGAAUUCCAUUCAGCGGCAACACUGGGUUAAUUUUUGUGGUCCCUGCACAUAUCUUUGUUGUGCCUCUGUUUCCUUUUUUUUAAAGCCUGAGGUUAUUGUUGUGUCCGUUCACUGACAAUGUGAUGUUUUAUUACUGUCGUUACAUGACUGUAGUGUAUGAGUAUGUGAUCUUUUUUAAAAAAAGUGAUACCUUUUUAAAAAAACAAAACAACCUGUCUUGCGCAUAGUUGAUCUCUUUGUCAUUGUUAAUGGGCUUGAAUAAUCUUGUGGCACGUUGAUGACGUGACGAUAAGACUAUGGUCACAGGUCUUAAAGCCUCUAUAGAUGUCUUGACUGCUCAGUAACGCGCAGUUCAGCUUUUGCUCCUUUCGGGAGGUCUGGCUCAGACAUAGAGUGGGCUGCUGUGCAUCUUUGCUGUGUUGGGGGUGGGCAUGCACCCUUCCGCUCCAUCACACAGAUAGUAUUACAUAUGCACAGAAAUCCAGUUGCACAAGACGACACACACUUAGUCUUCCUGGCUUUGAGGGGAAAAAAUUGCAUGAAUUUGGUGCCCGUGUAGAGUGUCUGCAUCACACAUGAUCGACAGAGGGAGAGCAGUGUGACUGUUACUCUACUACGUGAAGAUUCUUGUCAGCUCACUAAAUAUCUGAAUUGGGUAGAGGUAUGUUUACUUUGAGACGUCACACGUUUGAAACAAAAAGGGACCAAUGUUUUGGGAAAUGCCUGGGGUCUUUCAGACAUUGUUGGACUCCUGCUCCCAUCAUUCGUGGCCAUUGGCUGUGCUGACUGAGACAAACAACUUCUGGAGGGCCCACAGGUUCCCCACCUCUUCUCUAAGACACUGUUCUUCAACCUUGGGUCCCCAGAUGUUCUUGGACUACAACUCCCAUCAUCCCCCAGCCAGCUUAGCCACUGGUCAAGGAAUCAUGGGAGUUGUAGAAUCAUAGAAUAGUAGAGUUGGAAGGGGCCUUUAAGGCCAUCAAGUCCAACCCCCUGCUCAAUGCAGGAAUCCAAAUCAAAGCAUUCCCGACAGAUGGCUGUCCAGCUGCCUCUUGAAUGCCUCCAGUGUUGGAGAGCCCACUACCUCUCUAGGUAAUUGGUUCCAUUUGGAGUCCAACAACAUCUGGGGUUGGGAACCAAAAUUGAAGUACACUGCUCUAAGACAUGCCUGAUUAGACCAAAUAGUGACAAUUAAGGCUUGGAGGCUACUAGUGACUAAAAUGGAAGAACCAGUUUGCACUUCCUAAAUCUUAAUUCUCCUGAAACCACCAGUAUCCUGUGUAGCAUCUCACAUUUAUUUUUUUCUCUCCCCCCCCCCGCAUCUUUGUAGUAUUGGCAACAUCAGUCCAUCUACCUGAAGUGGCGGUCUUUAGGAUAUUCUUAUCUAGAAAACACUGUAUCACAUUACUACAGUUUGAAAGUCUCUUCAGAAGUUAGCCACCGUCGCUCAGUUGUCAUUAGCAGCUAAUUUCUGGACUGUAUUUUAUAUAAACUACAUUGUAAAAUUUGCUUUGAGAAAGAGAUUAGUCCUAUUUUAAGGGCCAGCCUAGCAUUUUCUCAGCCCAUAAGAUUGGCAAAAUGGCAUACGUUGUGCCAGGUAAAUCAGCUUCAGUCUUCUAAUAAAGGUUCCUUCUUAAGAAUCUGGUUUGACAAGAGCAUUCUGCUCCACUUCCUUUUAGCCCUGCUGAUCAGAAAUUAAUUAGCAGUUUGCUACUAGAGACAACGCAGAGCUUAUGGUAUGGCAUGCCUGUCUGUAUUUUCCUUACUUACUUUUCGGCCUCCAGAUUUUUUAAAAAAUUUAAUAAAUUUUUGUUUUCAGAAUGUGAAAAAAGCAAGAAAACAGGGCUUAAAACACUGUUAUAGUCAAACACAGGGUCUUGAUAGAGAAGAUGGCAUAAUUAGAGAUAUGAAGGCCUGGAAAACGUGGAAUUUUGGGGGAGGGGAGGGUUUUUUAAUUUUUGUUUUUUUCCCCAAAAAAUGGAAAAAAGAGGGAGGAAACAGUUUUUUCUGGGUUUUUUCCCCGAAACCUUCAUAUCUCUCAAACACAACAAACACAAAUAAUACAAUUAUUAACAUACAAAGAUGUGACCAAAUGUAUUCAUGCUAAUUCAUAGGCACUGAAAGUCAAACAUGUCAUAGCAUUUUUCUUUUAAAAUGGGGGUGUCAAACCAUUAAGCCCCAGGGGCACAUUGCCUCACAAAGACCCUUCGGGGACUGCCUGUCAGUGCUGAAUGGGCCUUGAGCCCAGCGUGGGCAGAUCUGUGGGUGGGACUCUCAAUCGGCUGCAUUCCAGGCACACAAAAGUUGAUGUUACUACACCUACUCAUGCACAUCUUUCCAUCCAGGAAAGCAAGAAGCAUAUCUUGCAGCCGAGCAAAAGUACUAGAGGAGGACACAGAGCAGGGAGCAGCAUGGGGGGGGGGCAUAGUGAGAAUCCCAAGGGUGAAAGAGAGGCCCCCCAGACCUGAGUUCCCUACUCCUGUAAAGAUAAAAUAACUUUUUAUUUUGCCAUUUUAAAAAGCAAAAUGAGCCUUUACAGGCAUACCCCGCUUAACGUCGUUUCAUUUAAUGUCGCCUCGCUAUAACGUACAUGCGCCAUAUGCCUGUAUUUCUCCAGAAACGCGGCACAGCAGCAGAGGCUUUAGCAGGUGGGGGUGGAAAUAGACGCGAUCGCGCCACUGCAAAUCAGCUGGGAGGCGCGAUUGUGAUUAGCUGGGAGGCCGGUAGCGCAGCAGCAGAGGCUUUAGCGCACAGGGGUGGAAAUAGAUGUGAUUGCGCCACUGCAAAUCAGCUGGGAGGCGCAGGCAGCGCAGCAGCAGAGGCUUUAGCACGGGCUUUGAGGCUCCGCAUGAAGGAGAGGUAAAAAAAGUUUUAAAAGAUAGUGUUUCACUUUAAGGACAUUGUCGGUUUACGUACUUGCUCUGGUCCCAUUGAGUACGUUAAUGCGAGGUAUUACUGUAUAUUUUUUUAAAAAAUUAUACAGUACAUACAUACAUAAUCUAGAAUUAAGGCAUUCCAAUCGAAGAAAUUGUUAAACUAUGCAUUGAUAUCUUCCUGCAAUAUACAUAUAUCUUCUAAUGCCUCUAUAUAGCAUUUGGUAAGUGUUUCCAUUUAAUUCUCAACAUUAAUAGUGUUUAAUAUGUUGCAAAAAGAGCUUGACUUCUGGGGUACAGUUAGCUGACCUAUGCUAUUUUAAUAGAAAACUCCAUUGGUAACUAAUUCUGUCUUGUGAAAGAACGGUAGUUUCAAGCUUUGAGGCUCUGUUUCACAUCUCUGGGGAAUGAUCUGAAAGCAUUUGAAUCUUUGUGUGAUUGAUGAGAUGUUGGACUCCUGCCAUUAAGACUGAUGGGUCAGUCUUAAGUUUUUUAUCUCAGUCCUCUAUCACUACUGACACAUCUUCAUUCUAUGGUAGACUGAAUGAUCACUUUUUCUUCCAAGCCUAUCAUCAGUUCCUCUAAGAAGAUAAUCAGUUGUCUUUUUUUUCUUCCUUUGGGGUUGCAUCUUACAAUUUACUUUCCCUUCUCUUAACACUUAGCUCCUCAAUUUUAUCAAGCAUAAUCCUGUCCAGUCUAAUAAACUUUACCAGUCUUGUACUCUUGAUCUCUAAACCUUUCUAGUCUCUCAUCCAGUAUUAAAGUUUCUUUCCUCCUUUUUAAAAUACCUUUUGGUUUUUCUAAAGCCCUAAGUUCAGUUAACUGUAAAAAAAGAGGGUAAGCUUUCCAAUAGGGAUGCUUACAAAAUUCUCCCCAUCUGAAUUUCCCUUAAGUUGACUUUGGUGGUGCCAAAUGACCUUAGACUUGCUGGAGUGGCACUGCUGGGUCACUGAUAUAUAAUUAGACCAAAAUUUUAUUUCCCAGAUUUCUUGUUUGGUAUCCCAUGCAUGUGCAACUGGCCACAGUUUUCACUUUUUCUCCCUUAUAAUACUAGAACUUGGGGACAUCUAGUGAAGCCAAAUGUUGGAAGAUUCAGGACAGACAAAAUGAAGUACUUCUUCCCACAGUGCAUAGUUCACUUACGGAAUUCACUCCCACAAGAGGCAGUGAUGGGGCUUUAAAAGAGGAUUUUACAUGGAGAAUAAAGCUAUCACUACUAGCCAUGAUGGCUCUGUUCUGCCUCUGAAUGCCAGUUGCUGGGAAUCUCAGGUGGGUGGAGUACUGUUGAGCACAGCUUCUGCUUUCAGGCUUCCCAUGGGCAUCUGGUUGGCCACUGUGAGAACAAAACGUUGGGCUAACUGGGCCUUUGGCCAGAUCCAGCAGGCUCUUACGUUCUUUUGAUAAACAGCGUGACUUUCUAUCUCUUCUUCACAUAACUGUUGUAAAAAUGUAGCAUUCUGUAAGUUUAUCUUUACAUGUGGAUGAAUAUACUUAUUGUGGAGAUAGGCUAUGUCUGUUCACCUAAACGUCUGUGCUAGCUAUCUGGAUCUCCAGUUAAGAGACUGAAGUAACUCUUUGCAGGCAAGCUCAGAGAUUGGUUAAGGCCCCCCCCCCAAAAGGUCUUGUUUAAUUAACAGUACGCUCUCUACUUAAUGUUUGUGUGUAAGAUCUGAGUGCUGAAGGUCCGCACACAACUGAAUAUAUAAGGUUGCCUGCGCUGAUGCGUAUUGCAUUAGCAGGCAAAGAGGUAUUAUUUCUUUGGUCUGUGUAAUUCAGCUCUGCUCCCUGGCAAUCGCAUCUUUUGUGGCUUACCUAAUUAUGAGCAGCGUUUUCCAUGUCAAGAGCAAAAAAACAGAAAGCCAUUGAAAGAGCUACAGUGUGUGCUUGGGCCUCCUAUAUCUGAUGUAAUUGGCUUCCUACUGCGGCACCCAGCAGAGGCUAGUUUUGUUAAAGCUCUUACCUGCUGCUAAAAAUAGUGGCUUGGGAUGACUGGAAAGUCUGAAAGUGUCUGCCUAAGCCUCCCUGUGCAUAGGUUCCAUGAUGCUUCCUUCCUCGGUGGAUGCGGUGGGCUUAACCUCAUCACACCUGCCAGUCUGUUUUGAGCGCGUACGUCUUCUGUUUCCCAUCACUGUUGCCCCUAGCCUCUGUCUGACUCCGGUGUGUCCAGUUACACUGAGUAUGCCAUUACAAAGGGGAAAGAACAGCAACCCCCUCACCCCAGGUGCUUCAGUACACUUGGCUUGCGCAUUAGAAGGAGAAGACGCAGCCACUGCUGCUCCAAGCCCUCUCUGCCACUGCAAGCGCCAGACAGACAGCAGCUCGAGGACAUGCCCCUGCCACUGAUUAACACUGUCACAACAAAGUGAGUGCCUGUUGACUGCUUGCAAUCAGUGGGUGGAGUUGGGUCACAUCGUGCCACUUAGGAGAUGCUUAUAAUCUUGCAGAGUGCUGCCCGCACCUGGUGAAGAGUUACCACGUGCGUUGAGCAGCUAAGCCAGGGAUGGAAGAGCCCUGUGGGAUCAAGCCCAAGGCCCACUUAGACCAGCAUCUUGUUCUCACAGUGGCCAACCAGAUGCCCACAAGCAGGAUCUGAGCGCAACAGCGUCUGCCCCAUUUGUGAUUCCCAGCAACUGGCAUGCAGAGGAAUGUUGCCUCCGACAUGGAGGUAGAAUAAUUGGUCCUUUUAGAUGUUGUUGGACUCCCAAGUUCCAAUAGCCCAUAGCCAGCGUGGCCAAUGGGCAGGGAUGAUGGGAGUUGGUAGUCCAGCAGCUUCUGGAGGACCACAGGCUCCCCAUCCACAGGUUCAGCCAAGCUCACCAUUCCCUUACUAUCACAUGAAAGCAGGAGUAGCAAGGAUGCAGAACUGUUGGGUUCAUCACUGCAGAAAACUGCCUCCCCCGUCCCUGCAAAUGCAGCUAGUUGUGUAUAAUAGCUAUGUGGUGUGAUGGCGUCCAGUCCACACACAGCCCCAUAUUGCCAAGUUAAACCAUAGUUCAAUUCCAACAGUGGAAGGGGGGUUGGGGAUUUGGCCAGCAAGGGGGGGGAGGUCCCACUUCUCAUCUCUUGCUGAAUGCUUGCAUUGGCUGUGAUGCAAGGAGACUCGGUGUGCAUUGCGUUUGGUCUUGCCUAGUCGUCACUGAUGUGGUUAGCAUUGCAUGUUGUUCUAUAAUUUGGUUUGAAUGUCGCUGUCACACGUGAGCAAUCCUGAAGUGGACCUGGCUUACAUUCCCUCUCCUGCUUUGUGUUCACAGUUUUCUGGUGCAAGUCCUUCCUCAUAGCCUCAAAUACUUGGAGACCAAAUUUUACCUGCAGAGAGCCUGUAUCUGGCACAGAACCCUUGUGCAUUACAUGAGGUUGGGGGAGGCUGUUCUGCAGUCAUGCAGAGUGUUUGACUAGGCUUAUUGUUGUCCCUUGGGAACGUAAGGUGGGACUUAGAACACGCCUGCUUCCUUGUGGCUGCACCCAGCAGGAAGCAGAUCAGGAGGCAUUGGGCAAGGUGUGUUUUAAGCAUGCUUGUCUGGUUGCCAUCACUGAUCUUCUAUUUGAUCUUCUAUUACCCUCCAGAAGUUGUUGGACUCCAACUCCCAUCAACCCCAGUCAAGAUAGGUUCUGAUGGGAAAUGCAAUCCAAAACACCUGGAGAACACAUACUUAAGGGAGGCUACUGUAGAAUGUGUUUAAUAUUGUAUUUUAAAUUGCCUGUAACCUGGCACGGGACCUCUUGGUAAAGGGCGGGGGGGAAAUUGAAACAAUAAUGAGUCCUAGCCAUCAUAGCCGAUGGUCGGGGAUCAUGGGAGUUGCAGGCCAGCAACAUCUAGAGGACCACAGGUCCCUCAUCCAUGUCCCAACUGAGGAGCCCCCAUGCUUUUGAACCAUGAAAGCAAUGCUGGAAGACAGUAGGAACAUCUGUCCAUUCAUCUGACUCUGUGUAUGCAUAUUUGUGUGUGUGUGUGUGUGUAGCAAUUAUGGAUUGUGUGAUGUGGCAUUUGUUUUUUUUAAACCCAGCCCUGACAUAUAUAUUUAAGCAAGCAUACAGAGAUCAUGUCUGAAACUGCUCCUGAGGUCCUUCUGUGGCAACUUUUAAACGGCAUCUAAUAUUCAAGCGGAAAUAUUUUUCAAUUUCUGUACGUUUCCUAGCUGUUUUUGUCUGAAAAUAUUGCUGUUUUGAAGUAUGUGAUUAAUGGCUCCCUGUAUGUCAAAUUCAUUUUCUGGAUACAGUUUCACUUGAUACACUGCAAAUAUAUAUAUAUAUAUUGUUACUGCCCCUGAGAGUGGACUGUUGCAUUCUUUAAAAUAUGGUUGCAAGUUUCA